Molecule: messenger RNA, 1944 nt
Organism: Cyphellophora europaea CBS 101466
Lineage: Eukaryota; Fungi; Ascomycota; Eurotiomycetes; Chaetothyriales; Cyphellophoraceae
Exons: 1
Coding region: 1-1944 (647 amino acids)
Biological process (GO): DNA-templated transcription; positive regulation of transcription by RNA polymerase II
Molecular function (GO): zinc ion binding; DNA-binding transcription factor activity, RNA polymerase II-specific; sequence-specific DNA binding
Source: RefSeq, a predicted model, not a curated record
AUGCCGAAAGGGGAGACCAUUGACUCGCUACUGGACCCGGCGUUAAGAGUUUCAAGGCCAGUGGCAGCGUGCUCGCGAUGCCGUUCGGCCAAGAUCAAAUGUACUUGGGGAACAGCCGCUUGUUCGGCUUGCGAAAGGUCGGGGAAGGUGGAGGGUUGCACCAGCGCCAAUGAGGAAUUUGCCCGAGGCAAUGAAAGGAGCUAUGUCGCUGCACUGGAGGCGGCUGCCGAACGACUGCAGAGAAAGCUCGAUGCCACCAAAGCCAGCAACGCUCUCGCUCCCAUGGGCUUGCCACCCACCGCUCAGCCUCGAGGCAAAAGCAGGAAAAUCAGUGGCACCCAACGGAAAGAGGCCUCUGAUGUAAAUGAGCUGGUCAGUGAUUUUGGCUUCCUUACUGUCAAUGCCACCUCUCGCGACUUUCAUGGCUUCACCUCAACGAUGUCCUUUGCCAAACUGCUGCUGGCCAUGGCAGUCAAGACCGACUUGCCUGCAACAGCCACGGCAAAGCUUCCACCUCGCUACGCUGUCAUGCAGGCCUUGGAAGGUUACUUCGGCAGAACAUUCGUACUGCUGCCAUUCUUCUCCGAAACCGACUUUAUGACCUCUUUGUCGAGAGUGUAUCAAGAUGCCAUCAGUUCGCCGGUGACUCCGCUUGACUUCUGGUACGUGAGACUGGUGCUGGCCAUUUCCUAUGCCACAAGCAGCCGCACAAAAGGCGAUGAUAAUGCACAGUUGGCGACCCAACAUAUGGCUGCUGCCAUGCAGCUGGCAGAAUACGUGAUACGGCCUGGGUCGAUUGCAGGUGUACAGGCAUUACUGCUUCUUGUUGAAUACGCUCUGCUCGACCCCACGAGCUUAGACGCAUGGUAUCUCAUUGGCAUGGCGUCUCGAUUGGUUGUCGAUCUUGGUCUUCAUUGCGAGCCUUCGGCAGAGACCAGGAUCCCGCAAGAAGAGUUGAAUAUGCGGAGGCGUGUCUUUCAUGCUACCUAUGCGCUGGACAGACUUUUCUCUAUAUCCACAGCUCGUGCCUUUUCGUUCACGGACGAUUCCGCCUCUGGGGUUCCGCUUCCUGAUACAGGGAGUGAGCAGCAGACGAGCGCAGCGUCAGGGCUUUUCCUGCAUUCCAUCAAGCCAUCAUUGUAUCUGUUCGACAUUCGAAGAGUGCAGUCGGCAUUCUAUCAAACAACAAGAUAUUCAUCCAGAUCACGAUGGUCCAUCACUCAAGCCAGCAGCUACGUGACUUCGACCUCCAACGAUGUUCGGGCCUGGUAUUCGAGCAUCCCAUCCUCGCUCUCACAGACGCACCUAACGUUCUUCAAUCUGGAACGACUGUACACUCACAUUCUCGUGCUCGGCCCUCAUCCACGACAUCCUAUGUCAGACUUAUCAGAACUCGACAAAGCCAUGAUCUUCGAAUAUUGCACCCAGUAUGCCGAGCUCCUUCAUCCGGUCACUAAUAACAUUGACCACCAUCCUUUCUUCUGCUACACUGACAUCUGCCGGACACGAUGGGUGGGCAAGCAAUUUCUUGAUGUGAUGUGGUCUGAUUUUGAUUGCAUGAUCAAAGCCCAGCAUGUGAUUGCUGGCAAUAUGAGUAGCAGCUUGUCCGUCCAUGACAACUGUGCUCGUGCUCUCGGCUGCAUUAGGCAGAUCAGUGACAUCCUCAACGUUGCAGGCACUAAGUUGCAGAUGACCGAGUUCAAAGACCAAUACGAAAAGGAGUCUGCAGUACUGGUGGCCCGCCUAAGCAAUCGCCAACAAGAAACGUCCACGGCCGGUCCGUCUGGAGCUGAUGGAACAUUCAUGCCGUCCAUAAAUCCGAAUUAUCCACCCUACAUCUACACCGACGCAACUCAGUAUCCGCUGAUGCCAGAAGAUGCCGGUCAGCGCAUAAGUCCCGGGAGUCGACGGGUUUACUCAUUCAUUGGUGGUAGCCAGCAGUAG